CGUACCUCACGAGUUCCGGAUAGAUAACGAUGAGGAGGAGGAGAUCUCUUCAACUCCACCAACACCCCAGAACUUCAUUCAUUUCCUGAAAGCUUUUAUCAGUGAAUGGAAGCGACGGAUCUGCCUUUAAUCGGGCAGAACACAGGAACGAGAGAGGCGCCCUUUUGUCACCGGGACCCUGGACACCCCCGGCACCCCUCCCCUGGUUUCACAAAACGAGGGAGAAGCAUGGUUCUGGUCUCAGGAUCCGGAGCGGGAGAUCGAGUCGUCACCACUGGGAACCACACCAGAACCUGCCCUCAAGACAGCCAUCACCAGUCCGAACAGUCGCUCGUUCGGGCUCGUCUGGACCUGGAGCGCUUGGAAGCGCUCGGAUCACAGAUUGGCCGGCAAAUCCCCCACCAGAUCCAACCGCCGCCUGCCGUUCAGGGGUCUCGCACCUCUUCAGAAACGCUCAGCACUUGUCGCCAGCCUCGCAGGCCUUCUCGUCGCAGGAACAGCGCGGGUUCCCCUUCUUCGGACGCGGCAGGAGGAGGACAGCGGUUCGGCGACAGCCAACCAGCGUCUGGAUGAGGCCGGCCGUCCAUUUCGGGACUAGCGGGGCAUACUGACUCGUGCUAGAGCCAGACUAGACUAGCCUCGUACAUACGUUGAUGACCUAAGGCCGCUACUUGCUUAGUCAGAGUUAUUGUAUCCUAUCAUGUGACCCAGGCGUGGCUUCCGGCUUCGUCUCACCGCAGGCAGGAGAGAGGCUUCACAAAGGAACAAUGAGGCUGGCGAGAGAAAGAGGCGCGUUUGCUGCCUG
This is a messenger RNA of Penicilliopsis zonata CBS 506.65, 805 nucleotides long. RefSeq lists its product as hypothetical. Lineage: Eukaryota; Fungi; Ascomycota; Eurotiomycetes; Eurotiales; Aspergillaceae. The transcript has a single exon. The coding region runs from base 106 to 573 and encodes 155 amino acids. The record is from RefSeq and is a predicted model, not a curated record.